Messenger RNA from Otolemur garnettii (small-eared galago), 953 nucleotides. RefSeq names its product heparan sulfate glucosamine 3-O-sulfotransferase 1. Lineage: Eukaryota; Metazoa; Chordata; Mammalia; Primates; Galagidae. Bases 1 to 939 code for a protein of 312 amino acids. Gene Ontology annotation, molecular function: [heparan sulfate]-glucosamine 3-sulfotransferase activity. The record is from RefSeq and is a predicted model, not a curated record. The transcript has a single exon.
AUGGCCGCGCUGCUCCUGGGCGCGGUGCUGCUGGUGGCCCAGCCCCAGCUGGCGCCUUCCCGCCCCGCCGCCACCCCCGGGGCUGAGCCGGACCAGCCCGAGGUCGCUCAGAAAACCGGGACCCUCCAGGAGGACAGCCGGGGCAGCGGAGCCCGCAACGGCUCGGUGCAGCAGCUGCCCCAGACCAUCAUCAUCGGCGUGCGCAAGGGCGGCACGCGCGCGCUGCUGGAGAUGCUGAGCCUGCACCCCGGCGUGGCGGCCGCCGAGAACGAGGUGCACUUCUUUGACUGGGAGGAGCACUACAGCCAGGGCCUGGGCUGGUACCUCAGCCAGAUGCCCUUCUCGUCCCCGCGCCAGCUCACGGUGGAGAAGACCCCCGCGUACUUCACGUCGCCCAAAGUGCCUGAGCGGGUGCACAGCAUGAACCCGGCCGUCCGCCUGCUGCUCAUCCUGCGCGACCCGUCGGAGCGCGUCCUGUCCGACUACACGCAGGUGCUCUACAACCACGUGCAGAAGCGCAAGCCCUACCCGGCCAUCGAGCAGUUCCUGCUGCGCGGCGGCCGCCUUAACGCCGACUACAAGGCGCUGAACCGCAGCCUGUACCACGAGCACCUGCGCCGCUGGCUGCACUUCUUCCCGCUGCGACGCAUCCACAUCGUGGACGGAGACCGCCUCAUCAGGGACCCCUUCCCCGAGAUCCAGAAGGUCGAGCGGUUCCUGAAGCUGUCCCCGCAGAUCAACGCCUCCAAUUUCUACUUUAACAAAACCAAGGGCUUCUACUGCCUGCGGGACAGCGGCCGGGACCGCUGCUUGCACGAGUCCAAAGGCCGGGCACACCCCCACGUCGACCCCAAACUGCUCAACAAACUGCACGAAUAUUUCCACGAGCCAAAUAAGAAAUUCUUCGAGCUUGUCGGCAGGACAUUUGACUGGCACUGAUUGGCAAUAAACUA